AUGUUGAUGGUCAUUGAAUUUGAUGAUCCUAUUAAAGAACCUUCAGAUAAACGAAUUUCUAUUAAUAGGUUCAGAGAAGUUUUUGUUAAUUAUGUUGAAGAUACACUUGAAGAAUUAGCUAACAAUACUACGAACACGUAUGAAAAAAAAUGUCGUGACUUUAAUUAUUUUAUUGAUGAUGUAAAGGAUAUGUUUAUUAAUCAUGAUUUGGUAAAAUCUACUCCUGAAAUACUUAAAAAAGUAUGGGAAAGUGAUAUAGAUAAAAAUUUACCAGGCUUGAUGGAGAAAACAACCAAAAAUACUUGUGUUAGAGUUGCACAUGAUUAUGAAAAGGAAUAUAGAGAUUUGAGAAAGAACUUAGAAGAUUUUUGUGACGAGAAAAUUGAGAGAUUAGCAAAAUUAAAGAUAAGCAAUAAUUAUAUGAAUGAUUGUUUUGAUUAUAAUAAAUGGAUAAACGAGAAAAGAAAUGAAUUUAUUACCGGUAUGACUGGUAUGGAUAGAAGAAAAAAACAAAUGUAUUUACGAAAAUCGGAUUCAUGUGAUCUUAAUAAUUUAGCAAAUUUAUUUUUAAAUAUAAUCUGUACCAGGCCUAGGGAUGUUCCUGGUAAACCUAGUAGUAAAGAUAGUGGAGUAAAGGAUAAAAAAAAAGAUGACGGAUCUGAGGAAGAAGUAGUUAAAGAUGAUAAUGGUGAUACUUCUAAGGGAACCUCGAGCGAUGGAGAUAAAGAUAAAUCUGUGGAGGAUACAUAUGAUGUAGAUAUUAGUGAGGAUGGAUCACCCAAUGAGGACAUAUCUAUUGUAAUAGAAGAACCUGCACAGUGUGAAGAAGGUGAUCAUUGUUUUGAUAUUAUAAAAUUUUACGAAUCACAUAAAAAUGGUGUUCCCCCUAUAGAUAUUAAUCUAUCUGUUAGAUGCCCUUUAAAUUAUCAUGGAAUAUUUCGAAAAGGAAAUAAACUGUACAAAUCAAUAGAAAAUAAAAGCGAAAGCAAUUCAAUGAAACGUAGUUCAAAACGAUCGAUUGGUAGCGAAAAUGAACAAGCUAUUUCUGAUAAUACGGAUAUGGAAAUAAUUAUUGAUGGUGAUCCUUACUCUGCUCCUUGUUUUAUUCCUGAGGAAGAACCAUGUAGACCUUCUGUACAAGAGACUGAAGGUGGAAAAACAGGAAAGGGAAUUUUUCCUCAUUCUGAAAGUAGUAAUAAUAAUGUAGUUCCAAAAACUGAAGUUACAUUAAAUUUCAUAUCACCUGAUAGGGAUAGAAUAAAUCCGCCUGAACGUACUUAUAAUUUGAUGAACGAUGGCUUUAUGAGUACUAAAAAUCUUUUAUCAGUGAGUGGAGGUAAUGAUAUUAUGUACAUUUCUCAUAGAAGCCAUGCAGCUCCUACUAAUGCUAGGUUAGGAAGAAGUACGAUGACACCUAAAGCUGAAAAAUCUACAUUAGAUGAUAUUAAAGAAUUAAUUUUUUCUUUUCCUACUAAUGAAGCUCAAAAGUAUGAAUCAUCAAGUGUUACUGUUCCUACUAGUUCAACAAUUAAUCAAGUAAAUAAUGAUAACGUCAGUACACAUACAGGAAGUAACGAGAAUGGAACUGUACAGAAGAAAGAUGAAAUUCCAGAAACAAAUAGAAAGGAGAAUAAAAUAUAUUCUUAUUUUUUCAAUAGCAUUUUAGCAAUUUUUAUAAUAUUUAUUAUUUAUCAAAUUUUUAUGAAAGAAAGUACCUUUUUAUGGUUUUCUAAAAAUGAUAAAAAGAGAAGAAUAAUGAAAAAUAUACAGGAAAAGGUAACUAAAAAAAUGAGAAAAAGUGAUAUAUCAGAAAAAUUUGAGAAGGAUAUUGUGGAUAUGAAACCCACAAAAAGUGAUAUAAUACGUGAUAGGUUUAUAAGAAAUAUAUAUAAUGUUCAGUAUAGAAAUGAAUUUGAUGAAGAAAUAAAAGACUAUAUUCAAUUAAAAUAUUUAAUAUAUGACGAUGAAGAAAGAACAAAAAAAAAAAAAUAUCAUGAAGAAUAUGAAAAGAAGGAUUUCCAAGAUGAUGUAAUAAAAACAGAAAAGGAUAAAAUAUUUUUGUCAAAAGAAAGAGAAUGGAAAUGGAAAACCAUUAUUGAGAUACAUAUGGAAGUAUUAGAAGAUUGUAAAAAUGAAGAAUGGGAAAAAAAUAAAGGAGAUUUUUUAGAAAUAUGUAUAGAAGAAUUUAUGAAAGAAGAUAAUGAAUUCAAUAAUAAUAUAAAAAAAAAUAAAGAUGAUUUGUUGAUAAAUAAGAAUGAGGAUAUAUAUUUUUCAAAUGUAAUAGAAAAACAAAUAGGUUUAUGGAAUAAAUGGAUUGAGAGACAUAGAUAUAUGAUAGAAAAAUGGAAAAAAGAAGAUUGGUUUUGUGAUUUAAAAGAAACGUUGAAAAAUGAAUUUGAAGAACAGAUGGAUAUAGGAAAAGUAUCUUUUUUAUAUGAAAAUAAUAGAGAGUAUGGAAAAAAUUUUUAUUUGGAAAAGCAAAAAAUUAUAUGGAAAAGAUGGAUUGCAAGAUAUGUGAAACAUAUUGAUGAUUAUAUAAUAGAAAUAUGGUUUAAAAGAAUGAUGGAUGAAUUAGAAAAGGCACAAGGAAAUUUAGGAAAAUCUUCUUGUGAAAAGGAUGAAAUUAUAAAUAUAGAAAGUAAUCAUGAGAAUUUAAAUUUUUAUAAAAAAAAAAAAAAAAAAUUAAUUAACAAAAUAUGGAUACAAAUACAUAUGAUGUUAUUAGAGGAAUAUAAAAAGGAAGAAUGCAAACGAAGUAAAAAUAUCUUAUUGGAUAAUUAUAUAGAUAUUUUAAAAAGAGAUGGAAAUGAAAAGAAAAAUAUGAAUAUUUUAGAAAUAUUAAUUGAAAUGAAAAAGAAAUAUAUAUCUGAAAAUGAAGAUUAUGAAAAAAAAGUAUUUAAAGAAGAUAAAGUGUUUGAAGAUUAUAUGGGAGACUGGGAAUAUUAUGAAAAGAAUUAUAUAAAUGAAAAAGAAAAUGAUACUUAUAAACAAGAUGAUAUAAAAAUUAAAAAAUAUUUUUUAGAAAAUCCUUUUGUGGAAAUGGAAAAAGAUAUGACAGAACGUUAUAUGAAUAAUAUAUAUGAUAAUUAUUUAAGUAAAGGCUAUGAACAGGAGACAAUUAUAAAAUCCAUACAUGAGAUAAAUGACACAAAAAAAUCAAUUGAGGAAUUUCAUAAGGAAGAAAAAUAUGAUGACACGGAAAAGAAAAAGGAGAAAUGGAAAACUGUAAUUGAGAUAUAUAUGGAAGUGUUUAAUGAAUCUAAAAAGGAUGAAUGGGAAGAAUGUAGGGGAGAUUUUUUACAAAUUUGUUUGGAAGAAUUUUUAAAAACAAAGGAUGGUAUUAAUAGGGAUGAUAAUAUUAAUGAGGGUGAUAAUAUUAAUAGGGAUGAUAAUAUUAAUGAGGGUGAUAAUAUUAAUAAGGGUGACAAUAUUAAUAAGGGUGACAAUAUUAACAAGGGUGAUAAUAUUAACAAGGGUGAUAAUAUUAAUAAGGAUGGUUAUAUAAAUGAAACAGAUUAUUUAUAUAGUGAGGAAAAUAUAAAAGGAUAUGAUCAUAUAAAUACAUAUCCAAUAAAUGGAGAUAUUAAAAAUAAAUAUUUAUUAGAAAGGCAAAAAAUUAUAUGGCUAAAAUGCAUUAAGAGAAACAAAUAUAUAUUGGAAAAAUGGAAAAAUGAAGAAUGGUUUAAAAAGCUGAAAUACAAUUGGAAUGAUGAAGUAAACAGGAAAUUACAUGGAAAUAAUUUAUAUGAUAAUGUAAAUACAAAUAAUAAAAGAAAUCCUAUGAUAGAAAGGCAAAAAAUUAUUUGGAGAAAAUGGAUUGCAAAGCAUGUAUAUAAUAUUGACAUAAUGGAAAAUGAAGAAUGGUUUAAAGAAUUUAUAAAAAAAUACGAAAAAGAAGAUUAUGAUUAUAUAAGUGGAACAUAUGAAAUUCAAGAGGAAAUAAAAAAGAAAAAAUUAUUGUCAAAAGUUUUCAUAGAUAUAUAUAUGAUGGUAUUAGAAGAUUUUAAAGAAGAAGAAUGUAAAAAGAAUAAAGAAAUAUUUCUUGAUACUUAUAUAGAUGAACUAAAAAAAGAUUCGCAAAGUGAAAAAAAUAAAAGCAUGUUAAAUAUAUUAGAUGAAAUAAAAAGUGAUAUUCAUAUAGGAUAUCAAAAAGAAAAUAUGAAGGAAUGGAAAAAUAAACAUUGGUUUGAAAAAUUGAAAAAAGAAUGGAAUAUAAGGGAAAAUAAGAACUAUGAUGAAAUAGAAAAAAAUAAAAUGGAAAAGAUACAUUUUACUGUAAUUAAUAAUUAUAUGUUAGAAAUACAAAAUGCUAUAAUGAAAAAAUAUUGGGAUGAUAUGGAAAUACAAUGGAUAGAUUAUGAUAAUAAAACGGAUUGGCUAAAAAUAGCUGUUCAAUUAAGUAAUAACGAAAAAAAUGUAUGUAACAGCAGAUAUGAUUAUAUUAGAAAUAAUAAUUUAUAUAAUAAAAAUAAAUAUAUGACUAUAGAGGAACAAGAUAUGAAAGAAGUUGAUACAUAUGACACAUAUGAAAAAAAUCUUUUAUUUUUUGAAAGGAUUAUCAAAAUGUAUAUGGAACUGUUGGGUGAAUAUAAAAAAGCUGACUGGGAUAAAAACAAAGGAGAUUUUUUAAAAAUUGCUCUAGAAGAAUUUGUAGAAACAAAAUAUGAAAAACAAAAUGAUUUAAGAAUUAUUGAAAGAAUAAAUGACAAUAAUAAUAAUGAAUAUGAUGAAAAUUAUAUAAGUAUACAACAGAAUUUAUUAUGGAAUAAAUGGAUAGAAAGAAAAAGAUAUAUAAUUGAAAAAUGGAAAAAUGAAGAAUGGUUUGAGAAAUUAAAGAGCGAAUGGAAAAAAGAACAAAAUAAAGAUAUAAAGCAAGAUCAAAUACAAAUUUUGAUUGAAAAAAAAGAAAACAGUGUUACUGACAAUUAUGAUAAUAUUAAUAUAUUAACAGAAAUAGAAAAAAUAUUAUGGAGAAAUUGGUUAAGAAAUCAAAAAAGUGUAAUGGGAAAAUAUAAGGAUCAGAAAUGGUUUAAAGAUGUAUUAUAUAAAUAUGAGAAAGAACUAAAAGAAUUAGAAAAUUUAAAAAGCGAUUAUCUGAAAAAUGAUAUAUCGAAAAUAAUGGAUGAAGAAUUAGAUAUGAAGAAUAGAGAAUAUUUGAUAAUUCAAAUGUGGAUGGAAAUCCACAUGAUGAUAUUAGAAGAUUGUAAAAAGGAUGAGUAUAUAAAUAGUGAGGAAAUAUUUUUGGAUGCUUGUGUAGAAAAAUUAAAGAAUGAGAAAAAUGAAAAAUAUCAAAAUAGGAUGCUUGAAAUUAUAAUGAAUAUAAAGGAAAAACAUAUGUUAUCAAAAAAAGAAUAUAUGAAAAAUGAAUGGAAAAAAAAAGAGAAAUUGUUUGAAAUUUUUAAAAAAAAUUGUAUCAGUGAACAAGAUAAAUAUAUAUUAGAAGAAGAAAUUCAGAAGGAUAUAAUUAAAGAUAUAGAAAAAAAUAAAAGAUAUAUUAAUAAUAAUGAUGAUAUAAUAAAAAAUGGUUAUAUCGAAAAACAAAAAGCUAUUUGUAAAAAACGCGUUGAAAAAUAUUUAAGGCAUAUGGAUGAAUUAAGUGAAGAAAAUUCGUUUAUAAAUUUUAUGACAAAGGAUCAAAUAAGAAAUUCAAAUAAUAAUGAAUUAGAGAAACUUAUUAAGGAAGAAAUAUUAAAAAAGAUAUUAAGUACAGAGAUGGAUAUGACAUUCUUGGAUGAAUUUAAUAAAGGUGAAUUUAUGGAAAAUAGUGAGGAUUCUAUAAAUGUUGAUAUAAAAAGAAAAAGAAAAAAAAAAGAAAAACAUAUAAUGGAAAAUGAUGAUGAAAAUAUAUAUAAAAUGGAAAAUGAUGAUGAAAAUAUAUAUAAAAUGGAAAAGGAGGAUAAUUUUAUAAAUAUAAAUGAACUGGAAUUACAUAAAGAGUUUGACAAUAAUAAUAAAGUAAAAUUAAAAGAACUACAUACAGAAUUUCACAAGGAUGAACAAGAGAUAUUAUCAAGCCAAUAUGAAAAUAUAGAAAAUGCAAUGAUAAAUGAUAAUGAGAAUUAUGAUAAUAGUAAUUAUAUGAAGAAUAUAAUUGAACAAAAAAUGAUUAUUCUAAAAGAAUAUUAUAACAGGAAGAAAUAUACACUGUAA
Molecule: messenger RNA, 6150 nt
Organism: Plasmodium falciparum 3D7
Lineage: Eukaryota; Apicomplexa; Aconoidasida; Haemosporida; Plasmodiidae
Gene: SURF8.2
Product: surface-associated interspersed protein 8.2 (SURFIN 8.2)
Source: RefSeq, a predicted model, not a curated record